AUGUCACAUUUGAUUGCUGGGUUCAGUUUGUUUUAUGGGAUUUGGGUAGGUAUUGAUAUUCGUAUUGGUCAUUUUAGGUACUGGCUUUGUUUCACUGUCAAAUAUGUAACCUACCGCCACCCUAUUCUACCUUAACUUGCCAUGGCUUGACUUGCUUUGCGUUUCCUUGCCUUGUCUUGAAAUACCCUGUCUUUCCCCACUCUGUUUUGCAUUGCCCGAUUGUGCCAUACCUUAGUGUGCCCUGUCGAUAACAUUAUAUUUUUCAGACUUUCUACAGCUUGAAUCAAAAAGGUCAUCGUAUACGAAGAAAUUGUACGACGUUAACAGAAGCCUUCAUUGUUAAAGAGAUCCUAAAUGUUAUCAAAGUCUUAAAACCUCUAAUCAUCGCCUACUUUUUACUACUGGUGUUUGCUGGAACCGUUUAUACGAUAAUGUUUGGUAGCUUUUUAAUGGGAGUGAUGGACGAAAAAGACGUUUUCUAUACUGCUUUGCUUACUGUAAGUUUUUUAGUAAAAUCAAAACUAAAAUUGAUAUUAAUCUUUAGCUUUUGUUAGAUGUUAUUGUAUUUUACCUCGCUAUAGGCAACAUUAUAAGCUUCAAUAUAGUUACAUCGUACUGCCAUGUCGUAGUUUACCUAAAUACCCCCCUUUUCAGUCCGACUAUGUUCUAGUAGACACAUAUAACAUCUACUCAACAUGUUCUAUGGUAUGGCACUUCAAACAGUUACGGAGAAUAUUCUUCAAAGAUAUUACUUCAAUAGUACAAUCCAACAAAGUAUACUCGACAGCAAAAGAAGACAAUGAGAAUUUAGACAAGUUUAAUGUUGUAGAACAAGGUGACGUAUACUUUAAUCAACUCACCGACUUUUGGAACUCUGAAUUACUUCGAAAGACUUUCACUAUUGCCAAAAAAGUAGAUGUACAGUCAAAUCUUUAG
Bursaphelenchus okinawaensis is the source of this 936-nucleotide messenger RNA. The record is from the annotation of a GenBank genome assembly. Lineage: Eukaryota; Metazoa; Nematoda; Chromadorea; Rhabditida; Aphelenchoididae.